GCACUGAACUUUACAAAAACCCUAACACAGCCAUAGUCGCCAUUUUACCCGCCGUGAGCACAGAAAAGCUCUAACAACUCUAUUCUCUUCUCACUUCUACAAUUUCAAGAGAUGGGUGAGGAAGUUAAGGGAGCUGUUCCAGUUCCAGAGUCAGUAUUGAAGAAGCAAAAAAGGAGUGAGGAAUGGGCCCUUGCAAAGACACAAGAGCUUGUAGCUGCAAAGAAGAAAAGUGCUGAGAACCGGAAAUUGAUCUACAACAGAGCUAAGCAGUAUGCUAAGGAGUACGACCAGCAGGAAAAGGAGUUGAUCCAUUUGAAGCGUGAGGCCAGAUUGAAGGGUGGUUUCUAUGUUGACCCUGAGGCAAAGCUGUUGUUUAUCACUAGAAUCCGUGGGAUUAACGCUAUGCCUCCACAGACCAAAAAGAUAUUGCAGCUUCUUCGGUUGAGACAGAUCUUUAACGGUGUCUUUUUGAAAGUCAACAAAGCCACAGUGAACAUGCUUCAUAGGGUUGAACCUUAUGUCACCUAUGGUUAUCCUAACCUAAAAAGUAUUAGAGAAUUGAUCUACAAGAGAGGUUAUGGGAAAGUUGACAAGCAGAGAAUUGCUCUAACUGACAACUCGGUCAUCGAGCAGGUAUUGGGCAAGUAUGGAAUUAUCUGCAUGGAAGACCUAGUCCAUGAGAUCAUGACCGUGGGACCCCAUUUCAAGCAGGCCAACAACUUCCUAUGGCCAUUCCAGCUUAAGGCACCUUUGGGUGGACUGAAGAAGAAAAGGAAUCACUAUGUUGAAGGAGGUGAUGCUGGUAACCGUGAGAAUUUUAUCAAUGAACUUAUUAGGAGGAUGAACUAAGAGAGUUGGGAAAUUUUGCUGUGUUAGUAGUGAACUUAAUCUCUCAUCUUUUUAAGACCUUUUUGGGGUAUUGAAGUGAUAAACAAUUUCAGAUUUUCUGCCUUCAUUUGAGAUUGCUUAGAGUUAUGACAGUAUACGACAAUGAUGAUGGUUUUUCCGCAGGGAACAUAUCUAUGUCAAAUUGUUAUCUUUAUUUAUAUUUUUUUUAUUUCUUGUGC
Messenger RNA from Solanum dulcamara, 1067 nucleotides. Its product is annotated as 60S ribosomal protein L7-2-like. Bases 112 to 849 code for a protein of 245 amino acids. Gene Ontology annotation, molecular function: RNA binding; structural constituent of ribosome. The transcript is spliced from 7 exons. Gene Ontology annotation, biological process: maturation of LSU-rRNA from tricistronic rRNA transcript (SSU-rRNA, 5.8S rRNA, LSU-rRNA). Gene Ontology annotation, cellular component: cytosolic large ribosomal subunit. The record is from RefSeq and is a predicted model, not a curated record. Lineage: Eukaryota; Viridiplantae; Streptophyta; Magnoliopsida; Solanales; Solanaceae.